AUGAAGGCCCCUAACAAUGACAGUGAUGACAACGAGGAGGAAGAGGUGAAGGGGGCUGAGAUCCAAGUGUCAGUCCCUGAUUCAGGCCUCUAUCCUGUUUAUUUCUACUGGCUCUGUUCAGCCACACGCAAAGACCCAAAGUAUAAUCCUCCAAGUCCGUGGAGAUUUCUCUCGAUGCUGGUCAAGAAGCAGUGCCUGGGCCACAUCCCUGGGAAAACACGCUCCGCUGUUUACGUGGAGCUCCGGGACCACAGCAGGAACCAGCGCUCUCAACCCCUGGGCUCAGCAGCACCCUCAUUCUCAGGCCAGCAGCUCUGCCCUGAUGGGCUCAGGAAGGUCACCAACUGCCCCAGGCUGACCUCACCUCUGGCUCUGAAGGCAAAAGUAGACAUCUGUGUGCAGACCUUGGCCCAGGGGUCCCAGCACAGACAUGCUCCUGUCUGUUCCCAGUUCCACUGUGCGUCCCAGUUGGCUGACUGGUGUCUUCACCACAUCUGCACCAACUACAACAACGUGUGUCGCAAGUUCCCCCGAGACAUGAAGGCCAUGUCCCCAGAAAACCAGCAGUAUUUCGAGAAACACCGGUGGCCACCCGUCUGGUACCUGAAGGAGGAAGACCACUACCAGCGGGCCCGGAAGGAGCGCGAGAAGGAGGACUAUCUGCACCUGAAGCGGCAGCCCAAGCGGCGCUGGCUGUUCUGGAAUAGUCCGUCCUCGGCGUCCUCUUCGGCCGCCUCCUCGGCGUCCCCAUCCUCCUCCUCGGCUGUGGUCUGAGAUGCUGCCACCCUCUUCUGACCCUGCUGCUGUUGUCCCCACUUGUCUUUGCCCCUCUGCUCCUCCGCAUCGCCCCCUCCACCUCCCGGGGACAGAGGACUCGCAUAACCAGGACCCUUUGGGUGGAGCUGCUCUCACCAGCCAGCAUAGCUCGGCACAGAGAGGAGGGAGCCUGGCCUCGUGGACCAGAGCAGUGGCCCUGUGCAGAGGUCCUGAUUCCACGGCCGGCCGGGAGACAAC
Messenger RNA from Capra hircus (goat), 1014 nucleotides. RefSeq lists its product as uncharacterized. The record is from RefSeq and is a predicted model, not a curated record. NCBI's taxonomy places the organism in Eukaryota, Metazoa, Chordata, Mammalia, Artiodactyla, Bovidae. The coding region runs from base 1 to 774 and encodes 257 amino acids. The transcript is spliced from 5 exons.